AUGUCUGCCGUCGCAGCAUCCACCGGCUCUCCCAACGAACGCCGCGCUUCGGCUUCCAGGAGUUUCUCGCAGUCUCAGGACGAGAACACGAAGCUUCCAGAUGAGAUGUCUCCAGACUUGCAGAAGGACGUUGAGCCGCCCUCGCAAAAGCAGUCCAUCAGCGCGCUCAAGACGUCCAAGUUGGCGAACCAGAACUACUCAAAGGUCAAGAUGAACGAGGCCAUGGCCGCUGUUGAUGCCUACAACAUGGACAAGUUGUACGCCACGAUCCCCGAGUUGCCGCAGCCACGCAGCGUCGAAUCUUUCAAGACGUCGGACGAAGAAGUCAGAUUUCAUCGUGCCCUAGACCACCAGUCGUCAUGCAGUUCUCUUCCCAUUACGCCUGCUACGGAUGGGUUCCCUACGACCGCAUCUACGACUAGACCUGCUAGUACCGCGCUCAGCGACCGUCAGCCCACCAACGAUGAGGUUUUGCGUCUGAAGCAAGAGCUUGCGCAGGCCCAGACCAAGAUCUCACGACUGGAUCAAGAGCUGGCUCAGACUCGCUAUGUCACCCAGGACGGUGUAUGCACGACGCCAGGCCUAGGUGUUGAUCCCGACUUUCAGGCUGCCCGCGUUGCCACGGUAUCUCCGUCGGGCUCGCGACCCUCCAUGAAUGGAGCCUUCGGACAUCCUACCAAAAUGCCGUUUGGUCGCGACAACAACUGGGCGGCUCACGACAAUGCGCGCCCCGAUACUGGCGAUACUUUGUCAGACAUGUCGGCUGCAGGUCUCAACCGUUCUCGCGCCAUUUGGAACAACAGCAAAUCAUCCUAUAAUCCGAAUUUUACGCCAGGACCUGUUGCUGUUGUCGACGGCCCCCAGGCCACACCGUGGCAGAACAUGCGUGGAUCGAACCACGCUUACGAGCCCUCUUAUAUGCCUUCGGCAAUCGAGACCUAUCGGCCUGAGCGUAUCAACAAUGAUCACGACAUGAGCCGUCCCAUGGGCCGUCGUGGAGGCAACAGAUAUGAUAACCGUCUCGGCUCCUCCAAUGCUUACGGUGGUUACAAUGCGUACAACAUGGGGCCUGGCCAUUACGAAGCUCCUGCACCUGCUCCUGCCUAUCCAGGAGGCCCGCCUAACACCAUGGCGGGGGCCGCAAGCAUGAACAUGUAUUCAGCCUACCCACAGCCGCCGGUUGUAUCUCCGCUCUCUCCGCAUGCCACCGAAUUCAAUGUUGCAGGAGUACCUUGGAAGACAGAGACCGUGACUUCGGAGGGGCAAACCUAUUUGCCGGCUACGGAGCCUCUGAACUAUCGGCGGCUGUUGGACCGCAACGUCACUUGCGACUGGAAGUACAUCGUCGACAAGAUUGUUUGCAACAACGACCAACAGGCUUCUAUCUUCCUUCAGCAGAAGCUCAAGGUUGGAACACCUGAGCAGAAGUACGACAUUGUUGAAGCCAUCGUCGCACAGGCCUAUCCCUUGAUGGUCAAUCGGUUUGGCAACUUCCUUGUUCAGCGCUGUUUCGAACAUGGCACUCCUGAGCAAGUCAUCAAGAUUGCCGAGGCGAUCCGCGGAAACACUCUGAACCUCUCUAUGGAUCCCUUCGGUUGCCACGUCGUUCAGAAGGCAUUCGACUCUGUCCCUGAAGAUUACAAGGCUAUCAUGGUCCACGAGCUUCUGCGCAGGAUUCCAGAGACGGUUAUUCACCGUUACGCAUGCCACGUGUGGCAGAAGCUGUUCGAGCUGAGAUGGACCGAAUCCCCUCCGCAGAUCAUGAAGUACGUCAACGAUGCUCUUCAUGGUAUGUGGCAUGAAGUUGCAUUAGGCGAGACUGGCAGUCUUGUUGUCCAAAACAUCUUUGAGAACUGUUUGGAGGAAGACAAGCGUCCCUGCAUCGAGGAAGUCCUUGCCAACAUCGACAUCGUCGCCCAUGGGCAAUUUGGCAACUGGUGCAUUCAGCAUAUCUGUGAACACGGUGCUCCCGCAGACCGCAGCCGUGCCAUCGAUCAUGUCAUUCGCUAUGCAGCUAAGUACAGCAUGGACCAGUUCGCCUCAAAGGUUGUUGAGAAGUGCCUCAAGAUUGGAGGUCCCGAGUUCUUGGGUCGCUAUCUGGAUCGCGUCUGCGAGGGCAGACAUGACCGUCCCCGCAUCCCGUUGAUCGAUAUCGCCAGCGACCAGUAUGGCAACUACCUCAUCCAGUACAUCCUGACCCAUGCCAACCCUCAGCACCGCGAGAUCGUUGCUGCUCAUAUCCGGAAGCACAUGGUCUCCCUUCGCGGAUCAAAGUUCGGCUCCCGCGUCGGCAUGCUCUGCACCAAUCAUGCUGUUGCUACUCGUCCUGGCCCUGGUGUUGGCCCUACCAUGGGAGGCCGCAUCGCACCUGGUCCUCGUUUCAAUGGAACUUAUCAUCGUUGA
Sordaria macrospora k-hell is the source of this 2403-nucleotide messenger RNA. RefSeq lists its product as uncharacterized. NCBI's taxonomy places the organism in Eukaryota, Fungi, Ascomycota, Sordariomycetes, Sordariales, Sordariaceae. Gene Ontology annotation, molecular function: mRNA 3'-UTR binding. Gene Ontology annotation, cellular component: cytoplasm. Gene Ontology annotation, biological process: post-transcriptional regulation of gene expression. The record is from RefSeq and is a predicted model, not a curated record.